Olea europaea var. sylvestris is the source of this 495-nucleotide messenger RNA. Its product is annotated as glycine-rich cell wall structural protein 1-like. The record is from RefSeq and is a predicted model, not a curated record. The coding region runs from base 1 to 495 and encodes 164 amino acids. Lineage: Eukaryota; Viridiplantae; Streptophyta; Magnoliopsida; Lamiales; Oleaceae. The transcript is spliced from 2 exons.
AUGAUUUUUGUUGGUGUCGAUGGUGGUGGUUUUGUAGUUGAAAAUCUUGGUUUGUUGGUGGUUGAAAAUGGUGGUGAUUGCGGUUGUUUUGUUAAUGGCGUUGGCGGCGCUGAUGGCAGUAGCGGUGCUUGUGUUGGCAGUGGUGAUUUGGAUGGUGGUGUUGAGGUUGGGAGGAAAUUGAGCGGUGCUUGUGUUGGCAGUGGUGAUUUGGAUGGUGGUGUUGAGGUUGGGAGGAAAUUGUAUUGUUGGGUGUGUUCGGUGGUUGUGUCUGGCUGUGAUUGUGUCCUGGUCGUUGUGAUGGUUUCUGGCCGUGGUCAUGUUGGCGAUGGAGACGGAGGUUAUGUUGUUGUGUUUGGUGGUGGCAGUCAUGUUUGGUUGUCGUCGGCGUUUGUUGGUGAUUGUGGUUGUGUUGUUGUUGAUGAUGUUGGUGGCGGUGGCGGUGGCGGUGGCGGUGGGGGGUGGGUAUCUGUGACCAAUUAUAUUUGGUGUCUAUGA